This is a messenger RNA of Cannabis sativa, 1665 nucleotides long. Its product is annotated as transcription factor MYB53. Lineage: Eukaryota; Viridiplantae; Streptophyta; Magnoliopsida; Rosales; Cannabaceae. The transcript is spliced from 3 exons. The coding region runs from base 145 to 1341 and encodes 398 amino acids. The record is from RefSeq and is a predicted model, not a curated record.
UAUAAAUAUAAACCUCUUCUUUCUUAUAUGGUUGGAUUUGGGGGAGGCACCUAUACAUAUAUACAUACAUACAUAUAUAGCACUCUACUACAUGAGCCAAAUCUUCUUCUUCAUUAUUAAUUUGGAAAAAUAAUACAUAUAACCAUGGGAAGAUCUCCUUGUUGUGAUGAGAGUGGUCUUAAGAAAGGCCCUUGGACCCCUGAAGAGGAUCAGAAGCUUGUUAAGUUUAUUCAAAAGAAUGGUCAUGGAAGCUGGAGAGCUCUCCCUAGACUUGCAGGGCUAAACAGAUGUGGGAAGAGUUGUAGAUUGAGGUGGACAAACUACUUGAGGCCAGAUAUCAAAAGGGGGAAAUUUUCUCAAGAAGAAGAAGAAACCAUACUCAAUCUUCACUCCAUCCUUGGAAACAAAUGGUCAGCAAUAGCUAGCCACCUACCAGGGCGUACGGACAAUGAAAUAAAGAACUUUUGGAACACCCACCUGAAGAAAAAGCUGAUCCAAAUGGGGAUUGAUCCAAUGACUCACCGUCCUCGUACUGACAUAUUUUCAAGUUUGCCUCAUCUCAUAGCUUUAGCCAAUCUCAAGGAGCUUAUGGAUCAUCCUUGGGAAGAACACGCUGUCAGAAUCCAAGCCGAAGCUGUUCAAAACAUGGCCAAGCUUCACUACUUACAGUACCUUCUUCAACCACCUAAUAAUAACAACAACAACAAUCUCAACACUUCUGACAUCGAAACCAUCAACCUUCUCAACUCCUUAUCUUCUUCAUUCAAAGACAACAACAACAACAACAGUACCCAAACUGUUUUUGAUUCUCCUCAUGAUCUGUUCCAAAACCCAAUUACUACUACCACCACUCAUCAUAAUGACCUUAUUCUUCAAUCUCUCCAUGAUUCAUCACUCUCUUUUGCUCACUUGCCUGACUUGAAAAUCCCAUGUAGUAAUGAUCAUAACAACAACAACAACCAGGAUGAUGAGAGGUCACCACUACACAACAAACAAAUGGCUAAUAACGAUCAAGUACUUUCAGUAGACACGGCAAUGUUCAGCCUUAAUACUAAUAAUAAUACUAAUAACAACCAAUUAUUGGUAGGCCAAGAUGAGAUGAUCUUCUCAUCAUCAUCAUCAUCAACUGCUUGGCUUCCUCCUUCUGCUUGUACUACUCCCUCUCCACCUUCCGGGGCGGCGGCUGCUGGGAUCACUACCACCCCAAAUACUACAGUACUAGAGAAUAAUCAGAGUGCCUAUGGUUGCAUUAUUAAUUCAAGCUAUGGAGAUCAUGAAGUGACCCAUUCUGUUUGGCCUGAUCACCUCCUUGAUGACUCUUUAUUUCAGGACUUUGCCUAGCUAUAUAUAAUACUAUAAAUUAAGUAGACUUCUGUUUGUUUCAUAUAUAAGCACCCCUUUUAAUUUUUUUGUUCUUUUCUUUAUUUGCCCUGAGAAACUGCUAUCACUAUCACUAUUACUUACUAUUGUGUAUUAUUAUGUCAUAUAGUAUUGUUCAUAUUAUAUAUGUGUACAAUAUAUAUAAAUCCUUCAGGAUGCAUAAGAUAUAGAUUUGUUGAUGAGUUUUUAUGCAUGAGUUUGUUUGAAUGCUAUUUAGCUAUGGAUAAAGCUAAAUAUAUAGAAAAAAACUUUUGAAUCUCCAUUAUAUAUAGUUUUGUUCAUAUA